This is a messenger RNA of Cryptomeria japonica (Japanese cedar), 681 nucleotides long. RefSeq names its product glucoamylase. Gene Ontology annotation, cellular component: membrane. NCBI's taxonomy places the organism in Eukaryota, Viridiplantae, Streptophyta, Pinopsida, Cupressales, Cupressaceae. Gene Ontology annotation, molecular function: starch binding. The coding region runs from base 13 to 549 and encodes 178 amino acids. The record is from RefSeq and is a predicted model, not a curated record. The transcript is spliced from 3 exons.
AUCUCUAUAUGAAUGUUCUUCCCUUCUCAUUUACUGAACAUCCUGCAUUCUCAUUUUGCUUUGAGAAAAGAAAAAGUCAUGGCAAUCCAUGGGAAAAGCUUUGCCCUGCUGUUCCUAUUUGUGGCUGUUCUUAGCCUUCUUGCAGCCCCUGCUUCGGGAGAAAAUGUGACCGUAACGUUUGUAUUGGUUCAACAUGCCGAUUUUGGACAAGUGUUUAAGAUCGUUGGAAACAGUACCGAGCUGGGCAAUUGGGAGCCUACUAGUGUGAACAACAUGACUUGGACUCCUGGCGAUGCCUGGGCCAUUUCUGUGACAUUGACGAAGGGAGUACCAUACCAGUACAAACCAAUGGUGGUGAGCUUUGCUAGUGGAAACAACGUGUGCUGGGCGCCUGACAAUAACCGCGACUUAACAGUGCCGGCAAAUUAUUCCAACCCUGAUUAUGUGGAAACAGUGUUUUGGAAGUUAUCUUGCGGUUACGAUUGUCAUUCCACUACUGCCUGCUCUGUCACAGGGACGAUCUUAGACCCUAUUCGCCAGGUGGUUUGAUAAAACAAAUCUGAGCUCAUGCGUACAUGAAGCUGACGAUCUUUCCUUACGUAUCUUGAUACAAUAAGCUUUGUACUGCGUAUCUAUAUUAUCAGUCUUAUGAGCAAAAAUAUAUAACUGGGCUUUUUGUUA